AUGGUUGUACCAUAUGGGGCUCCGGAAUACCCUCAUCCCAGAAAAUUUGCCUUUGAUUCUCCCAUAAAUCACAUAGAGAUUCAUUAUCUGCCUGGUUCGUACGUCGCACAUGAUGGGAGUGCAGUCGUAGUAAAGAACGUCAGUUGCAUUCACGAGGAGGACAACGGUGUGCUAUGGAAGCACACCGAUUACCGCCCUGGUGGCCGUGGACAAACCAUCCGUCACUGUCGUUUAGUCGUCAGCAUGGUCUGCACACUCGCUAACUACGAUUUGUUUCAAAUAAGAACUAACGCUAUGUCGAAAACUCAUAUUCAUUGCAUGUUCCAGAGUAUAUCUGGAAUUAUCAGUUCUAUUAGGAUGGCAACAUUGAACUUGAAGUGGGAGAGUCAAACGGACUUCAACGUUACGAAGUGA
Guyanagaster necrorhizus is the source of this 414-nucleotide messenger RNA. RefSeq lists its product as uncharacterized. The transcript has 4 exons. Gene Ontology annotation, biological process: amine metabolic process. NCBI's taxonomy places the organism in Eukaryota, Fungi, Basidiomycota, Agaricomycetes, Agaricales, Physalacriaceae. Gene Ontology annotation, molecular function: copper ion binding; primary methylamine oxidase activity; quinone binding. The record is from RefSeq and is a predicted model, not a curated record. The coding region runs from base 1 to 414 and encodes 137 amino acids.